This is a messenger RNA of Porites lobata, 1845 nucleotides long. The record is from the annotation of a GenBank genome assembly. NCBI's taxonomy places the organism in Eukaryota, Metazoa, Cnidaria, Anthozoa, Scleractinia, Poritidae.
AUGGUAAAAUCUCAGGUUGUGAAGAAGGCACAGCAAGCCAGCUUCAUGGGUCUCUUGAUCGAUGAUGUAAUGGAUUUUGCCCAGAGAGAGCAGCUUGUGUCAUUCAUCAGAUAUGUUGACCAAGAUACCUAUGAAGUGAAAACAGAUUUCCUUGCUGUGAAUGACAUUUUAGAGAGCUCAACUUCUGCCAAUGCUGAAACCAUCAAGUCAGUUGUUGUGAAACAGCUGUCACAUUGCGACCUAGAUAUCAAUAAAUUAUCAGGUUUGUCAACUGAUGGCGCAUCUGUAAUGGUGGGCAAGGAAAAUGGUGUUGCUGCUAAGCUUAAGAGAGAAGCUAAGAUGUUAUUGAAUGUUCAUUGCAUCUGCCAUAGAUUGGCCCUUGCAUGUGGAGAUGCAAAUGACCACAUUUCAUAUAUCAAGACUGUUGAAAAGGUUUUGAUUCGACUAUGGUCUUUCUUCCACAACUCGGGAAAGCGCACAGCAGCAUACACCAAAGCAGUUAUUGCUUCAACAGAGUUACAGAUUUCACAUCAUGCAAAGAAAAGGGUUGUAAAGCGCGUUAACAAGGCUACCCGAACAAGAUGGCUGUCUACAGAAAGCACUGUUGAUGGUAUUUUUCUUAACUUUGUGCCUUUGAUCCAAACUUUGCAAAUCUACAGCAAUGAUAGUGAUCCUGUUGCAAUAAACUUGAUCACUGACAUCAAGUCGAAGAAAUUCGUUGGAGCGGUGUAUUUACUUCAUGAAGUCCUGCCAAUUCUGAGCCAUCUCAGCCGAGCCUUUCAGAAAGGAAACAUAUCCUUUGCUGUCAUAGCACCUGCUGUAGAAUUUAUUUUAGAGGAAGUGAAAAGCGUGGCCGAAAAACAAUCACCCCUGGAAUGUUUAAGAAGAGAUCUUGCUGAAGACGGCAGACUGCACUACAGUGGAUUGACUCCUCUAACAGCACAUGAUGAGACGUCUCUCAGAAACCUGACUUCAAAGUAUGUCCAUGCUCUGCAAGACAAUAUUGCUUCCCGUUUCAAGGAUAGCCUUCCCAUCCUGAGUGCUUUCAAAAUCUUUGAUCCAGUUGCAGUGCCACCCAAGUCUGAUCAGAGCUUUAGUGAGUAUGGAGACAAAGAGAUCAAGAUCCUUGCAGAAUAUCUGUAUCAGCUGGAGACUGGAGAAUCAAAGGUCCAGAAGACAGAGGAAUUGAUUUGUGAGUGGCGGAAGUUCAAGUACAGCAUCUUAAAACUCAAGAGUGAAAUGCCAGCAGAUGUCGUUAAGCCACCAAAGAACAAGGAACUGACAUCCCAAACACCUACAGAUUGGGUUUUACAUCACAUGCUUUCCAAUCAAUCGACUUACAGUCAUUUUGUGCCAGAGCUCCUUUGUCUUGCUGAAGUGUGCAUGUCUCUGCCCGUAAGCAACGCCUGGCCGGAGCGUGAGGCAUCAGCAGUCAAACGACUGAAAACAAGACUGAGAAGCUCUCUGAAAGGUGAUAUGUUGGAAUCACUAAUGCACAUUACAAUCAAUGGGCCAGAAGUACAGGAGUGUGAAAGCCUGGUCAAGAACGCAGUGAAAAAGUGGCAUGAAGUGAAAGUUCGUAGAAAAAUUGCUAAAUCAAUCCCUGCAAGUGCCACUUCCAGUAACUGCCCAACAGUUUCUAAUGCUGCUGUCCAAGUUGAUAUGCUGCCACCACUGGCACUAGAUGUUCCAGAACAAGUGAAUGCCAUGGGAGAUGGGAUUGGAGUUGAAGAUUUGGAGAAAGAAGUUAAUUCAGUAAUCAGCGCUCUUAAACUUCCCGAUAUCUCGGAUAUGGAUGACUGUCACUCUGACUAUGACUCAGACUUUGAGUCAGAUUCAGACUGA